AUGUCAUCCCUGAGGUUGAACACCAGGUUCCGGAGCCGGCGCGCGCCCCCGAGGCUGGCUGGGCGCGUCCCCGUCGCCGCUGCCUCCCCUCCUCGCCUGUCACUCCCCCUCCUCCCGGCGUCGGUGAGCGAGACUCUCCGCCGAGCGUCUCCCUGCAGCAGCAGCAGCAGCAGCCUGAAGCCGGGCGCAGCGUCAGAUAACCUUUGUGACAGAAUGGCAGAUCAGCAUCAGGACUUCACUAUGACAGAUGACCAUUUGGCGAGCCAAGUGAGGCGGAAUCAGACAGGUGAGCCUUACCAGGUGGGAGACGGAACGGAGCUUUCUCAACAGGGUCCAGCCCCUGUGGUCCAGGAGGAGGGUGGUGCAGAGCACAGAACGAAUGGAGAAAGGCCGUCCCUGGGGAUGGAGCCAGGCAGUGUGAAUGGGCUGAGGAAAGGCUCUCCCCUCCAGAUACCAGUUGAUGAUGGAUCUGACGAACCAGUCUCUGAGGCCUCUGACGCUAAGAGCACCCCAACUGUGGAAGAUGCUACUGCUCCGUUAGUGGAGGAGGACCGGAUUGCAGCUCGGCAGCACGGGGAGAUACCUGAAGGAAUCACAGCUGAGGAAGCAGGAAUAGGCUGUACUCCUAACCAUGAGGACCGUGCUGCGGGGGAUGCCCAAGCAGGUGGUUCCUUCUGCUUAAGAGAUCCAUUGAAAGACGAGGUCGUUGAGCAGGGAGACAUUGAAGACGAGGAUGUCAAGGAAGCAUCUCGGGAAGAUGACGUGGACGACAGAAGGGUGUCCUUAUCUGAAGAUGAGCACUGCGGUGCCGCGGUUGCAGAGCUGGACCCCUCUGAGUAUUUUUACCAAGCUGGACCUGAUGUCCUGAAAAAGAACAAAACAGAAUCCACGCCAGAACCAGGCGGACUUUCAGAGGAGAGGGUUCCCUUUCGGAGGGAGGCAACGGAAACUGUGCAGGUCUCGGAACAGCAGAAGGCUCCUGGAAGGAAAUCUGGCAGUUGUGCAUCAGAGCAACAGAGCAGCCGACUUCCGCAUCUGAAAGCUCGUAUUGACAACAAAGAUAAAAACGGGACUGGGAUUGAAGAAGCAAAGCCAAAGACAUCUGUACCGUCCUCUGUCAAAACCCAGAAAAGUAGAUCCUCUGUUACCCCCAAACGAACCUCUUCCGUUAGUUCUAUCCCUUUGAAAAAACCCUCCGGCCCUCCUGAGUCCUCAGGAGCAGCUUCUACCCCUAAACGAAUACCUUCUGUCACAUCCCGACUCACCAGUAAAGGAGCAAAAGGGGGAAAGAUGGAGGGUCCGGAUAUGAAAAAUGUAACAAAGAUAGCCACUCCACGUCCUGCUGGAGCACAAAAUCAAAAGAACCCAGGCAAUGCUUCGCGGAUCCCAGCCAAAACUCCCACCGUCCCCAAGACACCGCCCAGCCUCGCUGCCAAGAAGGAGCAGAGAAGGCCCCCAAACACGGCUGCAAAAUCGGAGAGAGGUGAACCGGUAAAGUCUGGCGAUAGAAGUGGCUACAGCAGUCCUGGUUCUCCAGGGACCCCCGGCAGCCGCUCCCGCACACCCUCCUUGCCCACCCCUCCCAACAGGGAGCCCAAGAAGGUGGCCGUGGUCCGCACCCCACCGAAGUCCCCUUCUUCUGUCAAGAACCGCCUGCAGGCAGCUCCCGUUCCCAUGCCAGACCUAAAGAACAUCAAGUCCAAGAUCGGCUCCACUGACAACUUGAAGCAUCAGCCGGGGGGUGGAAAG
Gekko japonicus is the source of this 1749-nucleotide messenger RNA. RefSeq names its product microtubule-associated protein tau-like. The record is from RefSeq and is a predicted model, not a curated record. The annotation marks the transcript as partial. Gene Ontology annotation, biological process: microtubule cytoskeleton organization; neuron projection development. Gene Ontology annotation, molecular function: microtubule binding. Gene Ontology annotation, cellular component: neuron projection. Lineage: Eukaryota; Metazoa; Chordata; Lepidosauria; Squamata; Gekkonidae. The transcript is spliced from 12 exons.